Molecule: messenger RNA, 2328 nt
Organism: Coregonus clupeaformis (lake whitefish)
Lineage: Eukaryota; Metazoa; Chordata; Actinopteri; Salmoniformes; Salmonidae
Product: nephronectin-like
Exons: 13
Coding region: 437-2281 (614 amino acids)
Cellular component (GO): membrane
Molecular function (GO): calcium ion binding
Source: RefSeq, a predicted model, not a curated record
UUGUGAGUUUGGAGUUCUUGCGCUACGGACGCGGACGCUCGCUGACAAGUGCUACAACCGAUAAACCGGAAAACCUUUAUUAAUGGAACGGACACCGGGACGUAUAAUGGAUACAUUCGAGCUCUUUUGGAACUCUAUGGUCUGGUAAACCAAACCGGGAGGACAUCGUGGCUCCCGAAGCAGCCCACAGACGCACCGGAGCGUUUUUUGCGUUUUGAACAACCGGACAAAACAACCGCACAAAAACUCGGGACGGGAACAGGCUACCGUCUGGACUCUCUUUCUGAGGAACAUAUUCUAUAUUACCUGACUAGAAUAUUUUCCCUAUGAGCAAAAUACGUUGAAUAGACUGAACAUAGUGUUUCUUGUAGGGUCCAGCAGGCUGUAGGCUACUGAAUGUGGUUUGAUUGAGGAUAAAUCAGUGAUACUUUCUAGGAUGGAGUUGUUAUGGAUUAAACUACUGCUGCUCUGUUGGAGCUGUUCAGGAGGAGGGAGAGCUGAUUAUAAGUUUGACAACAGGUGGACGGGCCAGGAGCUGUUGUCCAAUGGGCUGUGUCAGUACGGGACCAGGGUGGAGUGCUGCUGGGGCUGGAGAAGAAGAAGGGCUUCCUGGGGGACUUCCUGGGGGACUUCCUGCCAACCUCUGUGCCAACAGGAGUGUCAGCAUGGAGAGUGUGCCGGACCGGAUAAAUGCAAGUGCCAUCCAGGAUACACUGGCAAGACCUGCAGUCAAGAUCUAAAUGAGUGUGGUCUAAAGCCCAGACCCUGUAAACAUCGCUGUAUGAACACACAGGGCAGCUACAAGUGUUACUGUCUGAAUGGAUACAUGCUGCAACCUGAUGGGACCUGCAGGAAUGCCCGUACCUGUGUCAGGGCCAACUGUCAGUACGGCUGUGAGGCCACCAAAGGGGUGGUGCGAUGCCAGUGUCCGUCUCCAGGGUUACGGCUGGGGCCAGACAGACGCACCUGUGUGGAUGUUGAUGAGUGUGUGGCGGGUCGAGGUGUGUGUCCUCGGAACAGGAAGUGUCAGAACACCUUCGGCAGCUAUGUGUGUAAAUGUUACCAUGGUUACAAACUCACCUACAUCAACGGCAGAUACCACUGUAUAGAUAAGGAUUCUCGUCCCUUCUGCUCCCUCAACCCUGACUCUCCCAGGUGCCGCUGUAGAGACGGGGAGGGAAAGGACUGCUAUCCUGUUGCCAAGGUCACCAUUGCGCCUCCUCAACCUAAAACCACCCCUAAAACUACACUCAGACCUACAACGAGACCUACACCUAAACAGACAACCAGACAGACAACCAGACAGACAACCAGACAGACAACUACAGUCAGACCUACUUCUACUGCUACAAUAGCGACUACAACAGCAGAAACCACUACCAUGGCAAUAACUACCAGGAGACCUACCACCACGACAACCAUCGUUACGACAACCACCGUCCCAACAACCGUUCCCACGACAACAACCACCACUCAGCCACUGACAACCACCACAACUACAACUAAAGCUUUAGCUACUAUUAACACUAUUGCUACUACAACCCCUUCUCCAACUACAACUGAACCUACCACUACUACCACUACUACCACAACAGUUGCUAAGACAUCCGCCGUCCCAACAACCACCACCACCAAAACAACAACAACAAUCCCACCCUCUACCCCCUCCUCCCACCACCACCCCCUGGACAACCACAUUCAGAAGGUUGUUACACAGAGACAAAGAGGAGAUGUGCACAUCCCCCGUCAUCCAGGAGCUGGAAACCAUGUGUUUGACUUUGACAUUGAGCUGGGAAACACUACAGAGGACAACAGAGAUGAUCCAGGGGCCGGUGCUCUGAGCUGUUCGUUUGACCACGGUCUGUGUGGCUGGAUCAGAAACAGAGAUGGAGACCUGCACUGGGAGACAGCCAGCAACCCUGCAGGUGGGCGGUACUUGUCUGUUCCAGAGGUAGGGGCGGGGAAACGGAGCAUUCAAGGCGCACGAUUGGUCCUGCCCUUAGCCCCGCCCUGGAGCGAGGGUCACUUGUGCUUCUCCUUCCGUCAUUGGCUGUCAGGUCACCAUGUGGGCGUGCUUCAGCUGUUCGUCAGGAGGACAGGGUGGGGUUUGAGAUAUAGCCCCGCCCUCUGGAGCCGGACGGAGGGAGGAGGGUGGAGACACACACAGAUGACACUGUGGCGAGCAGGCCUGGAGAGUGUCCUUCUGAAAGGAGAGAGGAGGCGUGGCCACAGAGGAGAGAUCGGAUUGGACGACCUUAGCCUGAGGAGAGGAGCCUGCUGAGAGGAGAGACUCUAACACACUCACACACACACUCACACAUACACACA